UUUGAUGAUUCAUUUGUCAGCCACGCAUUUGUUAUGGUGAAUUCUGAACCUCUACUUUUAUGCAGUUUGAAUGCUCCACUAGCAGAGAUCAACAUGGCAGGUACACCAUUAAGUAACAAGAAUAGGGAGAAAACUAUUGAUGCUACCAGUAUAGACUCUCAUCAACUUCUACCAUGUGACUAUAACGGCUCUGCUUCCACUGGAUUGGGAACAACAACUUGCAUCAGAAACCAUCGCUUGCUUCAGCUCUGGCCAAAACCAUCUCACCUUCUGUGUUGCCCGUCAACCUGUAAAUUCCUUUGUCACUAUUGCCUACACUAACCUUCCUUUGAGUUACAUGUUCACUGGUUGCAUCACUGUGCUUCUGAUCACAACUCAAACAUUUCCAUGUACAUAUUAUAACGAUACUAUACAAACCAGCAAUGCAAAAGCUUACAACAUUUCCACCAAAUUAUGUACAGGUUUCAUAUCGAUAUCGAAAGUGAUGACAUCUCAAUCUCAUGCAUUCUCCUCUUCAACAACAAUGUCGCUACGCUACCUCAACUCUGUCAUGGGAAAGAAGUUUACCGUCAAAAUUGAACUGGACAAGACACAAAGAUUGACAAUUCCGUAUUUUAGUCAUCAUCGUAUGGAAUCCACUUGCCUUUAGACUUGAGACUCAUUAAGACUCUACCUCAUAUUUAAUGAUGUCGAGACAUUUAUUCAUAUAUUGUGUUUUCUUAGACACUAUGUUGUAAUGGUAC
Messenger RNA from Linum tenue, 743 nucleotides. NCBI's taxonomy places the organism in Eukaryota, Viridiplantae, Streptophyta, Magnoliopsida, Malpighiales, Linaceae. The record is from the annotation of a GenBank genome assembly.